UUAGAUGACCAUAAUGAUAAUUCAAAUAGUUUCGAAUUAGAUUCCACUGAUAAUUUACUUGAUGGGCUUGAAAACAGUUUGCAAGAAUAUCAGGAAUUUUCUAAUAAACUUUUGAAUGAUUCAGCUUUUACUGAAGAAAUUCAAAACUCUUCUGAUAAUGAUGAGUAA
This is a messenger RNA of Dentiscutata heterogama, 168 nucleotides long. Lineage: Eukaryota; Fungi; Glomeromycota; Glomeromycetes; Diversisporales; Gigasporaceae. The record is from the annotation of a GenBank genome assembly.